CUGAAGUCAGUGCGCAACAACUGAGCCAAGACAGCACAUCUCCCGCUCAUGUUUUCUGGCACUCAGCACUACAUCAUUUUAACACCCUUUAUUUGUACCCUUAACUCUUACACGCUUCUUUUUAAAGUUUAACAGCAAAUGUUAGCAGGUGGAGCCAGUUUUAUUGGACCCAUUUGGGAGGACUGAGCGGUUUUAACAUUCGACUUUUUAGACAGUUCUUAAUGUGCUGUCCAGAGACUUGGAACAAAUGUGAGCAGAUCUCCGGGUGCGCUGGACGAAGGACAUGGGUCGACCACACAGCUCGACACUUCUAGCAUUUGUCGUCCUCUGGGUUGUUUUUCCUCAGGAUUGCAGCCUCACGUCGUUUAUGACAAGCGCCACAGCGGACACCUCAGGCGGAGGGUCAGCCAGUGAAGAAUGCCCAGAGAAUAAGAUCCUGACGGUGGAGUACCCUUGCACUCGUUCCGGGGGCAAGAACAGCACCUGUCUCAGGAGGAAGUGCUGUGAGGGAUUCCGCUUCGUCAUGGGGCAGUGCAUACCUGAAAGUGUGGACGUGUGUGCGGGAUCUCCGUGUGAGCAGCAGUGCACUGAUAACUUCGGCAGGGUGGUCUGUACCUGUUACCCUGGAUAUCGCUUUGAUCGCCAGAGACAUAGGAACCACCAACCCUAUUGCUUAGACAUAGAUGAGUGUGAGGAGUCCAACAACACGGUGUGUGAGCAUGUGUGUGAGAACACUCCGGGCAGCUUCCACUGCCGCUGCCUCAGUGGCUACGUACUGGCCCCAGAUCAGCACUCCUGCCUGCUCACACACAACUUGAGUGCUCCAGGUAAGCUGGACCCCCUGAUGAGUUCGGGCUCCUGCUCUGUGACCUGUCAGGACAUCAUCAGCAUGCGGAACAGCCUGCAGCAGCUCAAACUGCGCCUGGCAACACACACACCGCCACAGGCACUGUCUCCUGGCCUGGCUAACAGCAGUGAUAAGCCCACUGUUGGUCGUGUGGGUAAAGGGCAGGACGUCCACACCUCCACUGGCCUACCUGGAACUCCUGGAGCGCCUGGCCUCCCAGGACACCCAGGAGAGCCAGGGGAGAAAGGGGAGCCGGGGGCCAGGGGCCCUCAAGGUCCACCGGGGCCCAGAGGAGACAUGGGGCCCAUGGGCCCAGAGCCUGACCUGGAGCAUAUCAAGAGGGGCCGGAGAGGGGCUGUGGGACCCCCAGGAGCGCCAGGGAAAAAUGGACUAAAGGGUGACCGUGGCCCACCCGGAACAAGAGGACCACCAGGUCCGCCAGGUUCCUUCGACUUCCUGCUCCUGAUGAUGGCCGACAUUCGCAACGACAUCAUCGAGCUGCAGGAGCACGUCUUCGGGAAGAGGCGGGACCUCUCGCUGGACGCCCCGCCCCACUCCAGCGGAGAGGCGGGGCUAGGAGACUGGGGCUCAGGACAGGGGGAGCUUAUAUUCAACACUUGACCACCGGCCAUUGAUGUAUCGUGCACUUAUUGGACAGCCACCCUGUUACUCAAACACAGGUCUUCAUUGACAAGGGGAGCUUAUAUUCAACGCCUGACGACCAGACACUGAUAUAAAGCACUCUUAUUGGACAGCCACCCUUUCAUUCAAACACAGGUCUUCAUUGACAAGGGGAGCUUAUAUUCAACACCUGACGACACUGAUAUACAGCAAUCUUAUUGGACAGCAACCCUGUCACGCAAAAAAGUCGAAGACAGGGAGUGACUAAGUGGAAGCCUGUGCCGCUGCUGCGAUGCUUUGCAAAAUCUCACCACCAAUGGUUUCAGUGCCUUCAGCCUGUGGCCUUGUAAUAGACUCCAAAUGGAUUGACAACGAGAGAUGGAGAUAUAGAAAAAGAAGAAGAAGAAGAGAGAGAGAGUGAAAUGAUUGCAGGCCCGAAAGACAUUUACCGUACGAAGGAGAUGUGUAUGAUGCUGCUGCUACCCUUUGCUGCCACUGUUGCUGCCCUCGUGUUUUGAGCCUUACGUGUGUGUGUGUGUGUGUGUGUGUGUGUGUGUGU
Engraulis encrasicolus (European anchovy) is the source of this 2027-nucleotide messenger RNA. Its product is annotated as collagen and calcium-binding EGF domain-containing protein 1-like. Lineage: Eukaryota; Metazoa; Chordata; Actinopteri; Clupeiformes; Engraulidae. Gene Ontology annotation, molecular function: calcium ion binding. Bases 284 to 1468 code for a protein of 394 amino acids. The transcript has 11 exons. The record is from RefSeq and is a predicted model, not a curated record.